Messenger RNA from Peronospora farinosa, 1032 nucleotides. Lineage: Eukaryota; Oomycota; Peronosporomycetes; Peronosporales; Peronosporaceae. The record is from the annotation of a GenBank genome assembly.
AUGUCGCUCUUCUCGCGCCGGAAAACCCCAGAGCAGCUUGUAAAGCUACUAAAGGAUGCACUAGCAGAUCCUUCGUCGCCUGCCAAACCUUCCAAGGACGGGACACCCGUGGAAGAAGUCACGAAACGUUUGAGUGAAAUGAAGGUGUUACUAUAUGGGGAUGGAGAGCAGGAAGCAAAGCCAGAGAAGUGUGUGCAAAUGGCGGAGCUGCUGAUUGCGAGCGGACUCGUUCCUAAGCUCAUUACGGGGCUGGACAAGCUGCCUUUUGAGGCGCGUAAGCAAUUUGCGCAGGUGUACAACAAUCUCAUGCGUCGUGACCUGGCGGGCUUUGUAAGCCACGCAGAAGGCAAGCCUGAGAUCCUCUCGGCACUUGUGACAGGUUACGAAAACCCUGAAGUGGCGCUUAAUUGCGGCACCAUGCUUCGUGAGUCAAUUCGCCACGAGAUUCUGGCAGGCAAGAUACUGUACUCUCCCGACCUGUGGAAGUUCUUCGAUGUGUAUGUGCACCUACCCAACUUUGAGGUCGGCUCGGACGCAUUUGCGACUUUUAAAGAUUUGUUUACACGCCACAAGACUCUAGCUGCUACGUUUUUUACGUCCAACUUUGACGUCGUCUUCGCGAAAUACAAUAGCCUACUGAUGUCCGAGAACUAUGUCACCCGACGGCAAUCACUGAAAUUACUGGGGGAGAUCCUGCUGGAUCGGUCCAAUUUUGACAUCAUGAUGAAGUAUAUUGGGGAGAAGGAAAACUUGAAGAUGAUGAUGAACUUACUACGUGAUACAAGUGCAAACAUCCAGUUUGAGGCCUUUCAUGUGUUUAAAGUGUUCGUGGCCAACCCUAAAAAGCCAGAAGCGAUCUCUCAGAUCCUUGUGAACAACCGUGAGAAACUUAUUGCAUAUCUGAAAAACUUCCAGAACAACAAAGAGGAUCCCCAGUUUAUUGAGGAGAAAGCGUUGCUGAUUAGGACACUGGAGGGUCUAAAGAUUGGCGAAGCUGCAAGGGAAGCAGCAAAUGCCCCGUUGUCACAGUGA